This is a messenger RNA of Sinocyclocheilus rhinocerous, 2234 nucleotides long. RefSeq names its product trifunctional enzyme subunit beta, mitochondrial-like. Gene Ontology annotation, molecular function: acyltransferase activity, transferring groups other than amino-acyl groups. Bases 117 to 1592 code for a protein of 491 amino acids. The record is from RefSeq and is a predicted model, not a curated record. NCBI's taxonomy places the organism in Eukaryota, Metazoa, Chordata, Actinopteri, Cypriniformes, Cyprinidae. Gene Ontology annotation, biological process: fatty acid beta-oxidation. The transcript is spliced from 17 exons. Gene Ontology annotation, cellular component: mitochondrion.
CAGGGACGCGGGGUCCUGCGGAUCGUGCACUGCUGUAGUCAUUAGACAGACGCGAGACAUCAAACAUCGCACUCUCUCAACAUUCACAACAAUAACAGUCUUCCAGAUAAUCAAAGAUGGCAUCUAUGUUGUUGACUUCACUGAGGAGCAGCCCAUUGACAUCCGUGCAGGCUGCUCAGUUUGCUGCUCGUUCUCUCAGCACAUCUGUUCAUCUGCAAGCUCAAGCAAAGAGCAAGAAGACUCUGGCCAAAUCAGGAGUGAAGAACGUCGUUCUGGUUGAUGGCGUCCGAACACCUUUCCUCCUGUCUGGCACAACUGAAAAUUCAUCUUAUCUGAAUCAGGAGAGAAGUAUGCAGAGAUCAAGCAUCGUUUACAAAUAUGCUGAUCUGAUGCCCCACGAUCUGGCCAGAGCUGCAUUACAAGGUCUGCUGAAGAGAACCGGUCUCCCUAAAGAUGCUGUUGAUUAUAUUGUGUAUGGAACUGUUAUUCAGGAAGUGAAGACCAGUAAUGUGGCCAGAGAGGCAGCACUUGGUGCUGGAUUCUCAGAUAAGACUCCCGCUCACACUGUGACUAUGGCGUGUAUUUCCUCCAAUCAAGCAAUGACCACAGCUGUUGGUUUGAUCGCUGCCGGUCAGUGUGAUGCCGUCGUCGCCGGUGGGGUUGAGUUUAUGUCCGACGUUCCCAUUCGUCACAGCCGCAAGAUGAGGAAGACGAUGCUGUCACUCAACAAGGCAAAGACCCUCGGGGCUCGGCUCUCUCUGCUGGGCUCCAUCCGCCUCGCUCACCUUUCACCUGAGCUGCCGGCUGUGGCCGAGUUCUCCACAGCCGAGACAAUGGGACACUCCGCGGACCGUCUGGCGGCUGCAUUCGGUGUGUCGCGUUUGGAGCAGGAUGAAUUUGCUCUGCGAUCUCACAAGCUUGCAAAGAAAGCUCAAGACAGCGAGCUGCUCAGUGACGUCAUCAGCUUUAAAGUGCCAGGGAGGGAUAUUGUGUCUAAAGAUAAUGGGAUCCGUCCUGCCACCAUGGAACAGAUGGCCAAACUGAAACCCGCCUUCAUCAAGCCUCACGGCACAGUGACAGCCGCAAACUCCUCCUUCCUGACUGACGGAGCGUCUGCGGUUUUGAUCAUGUCAGAGGAGAAAGCUCUUGCUAUGGGUUACAAGCCUAAAGCGUAUCUCAGAGAUUUUGUGUACGUGUCUCAAGACCCAAAAGACCAGCUGCUUCUCGGGCCGACCUAUGCCACUCCAAAGGUCCUGGAGAAGAGCGGUCUGACCUUGAAUGACAUCGAUGUGUUUGAGUUCCAUGAAGCUUUUGCUGGUCAGAUCAUGGCAAACCUGAAGGCAAUGGAUUCUGACUGGUUCGGCCAAACAUAUAUGGGCCGAAAAACAAAGGUUGGUGCCCCUCCGAUGGAGAAGUUUAACACAUGGGGAGGUUCUCUGUCUCUUGGACAUCCGUUUGCGGCCACCGGCUGUAGACUGGUGACCACCGUCGCCCACAGACUGCAGAAGGAGGGUGGUCAGUAUGGCCUGGUGGCAGCGUGCGCUGCUGGAGGACAGGGUCAUGCUAUGGUGAUCGAAGCUUAUCCUCAGUAACCUUCAUACUUCCACAGACUGUAACACAUUGCACACGCACACAAAUAGAUUCUGUAAAUACUAACGUGCCGUAAUGCCUUGAAAUGUUCAUUAUCUAUUCAUUAUCUGGAGGUUCUUGAUUUGAAAUGAUGCCUGAGAUGUGGAUGUAAAUGUUAACGUAGCUUUACUUGAGAAGGUGUUAAGGAAAAGAUCAGAAGAUGCUCUACAAGUUAAAAAUAUGGUAUGUUUCCAUGCUAAGUAUAGCACUUAAAACAGGCCAGUUAGAUUCUGAUUUUACAGUAGGUUAAAAUUCACAUUUGAUUUUGAAAACUAUUAUUCUAUAUUUUUUUUUGUCCUAAUUCUAAGCAUUCUAAUCUCCAGAUAAUGCUUUAUUUUAUCUAUGAAGUUAAGCAACUGGGAUCUCUUCUCGCUGGUAUCGUUUGUUUCAUAUGGCAACAUUAGCUGAUCCAUUGACAGUUUAUGCCGGUAGCUCUUAAGGAUUGUAUUGUAAGAAGGACUGAUUCUGUAUUAACCAUAAAGACAAAGGUUACGCACUUAAACACAUGUGCCUCAGAUUCAAGCAGGUGAACCUCUGGAGAACUCUGUGAUCGCUUUCUCCGUUUUCUAGCAGUUUGUACAAAUAAAUAUUAUUUGAAAUCGUCA